AUGCCAGGGACGCUCUUGCCCCCGAGAUCAACCCGGCAGCACGCAGAGAUGGAUCGACCAUCUGCGUCCCGGCCGGACCUCUACUUGAUUACCGACCAGGAUAUCAUCUACGAACAAGAUUUGCUUCGCGACGCCACUAGUGUGAAGCCAUGGCUCGCCUACAUCGAAUUCAAGCAGCAAAAUGGCACCCUCUAUGAGCAAGCAUUUGUCAUGGAGCGUGCUUGCAAGCAAUUGCCGCGGUCAUACAAGCUCUGGAAGAUGUAUCUCGAGUUCCGCAUGAAGCAUCUGAAGGGUCGCAACCCCAUGGUAUACCGCGCCGAAUACCAGAAGGUGAAUGCGCUCUUCGAACGAGCUUUGAUUCUUCUCAAUAAGAUGCCGCGCAUCUGGGAAAUGUACCUUUCCUUCCUGCUCCAGCAACCACUAGUGACACAGACUCGACGAACGUUUGAUCGUUCCCUCCGCGCUCUGCCAGUCACCCAGCACAAUCGAAUCUGGAGACUCUACAAGGGCUUUGCUCGAUCUGCUUCCGGACAAACCGCCGUCAAAAUCUUUGCGCGGUACAUGCAAAUUCACCCUGAGAACAUUGAGGAGUACAUCGAGCUUCUCGUCGAAAUGGGCGAAUACACAGAAGCCGUGAAAAAGUAUAUGGAGGUUCUCGACAAUCAGCGGUUCCAAUCCAAAAACGGCAAGAGUCCAUUCCAAAUGUGGACUGAAAUGGUAGAUCUGCUUGUGUCUAAGGCUAAGAAGAUUGAAACCGGUCCACAAGUCGGAAUCGAUGUUGACGCCAUUCUCCGGAGUGGUAUCCAGCGCUUUGCAGAUCAGCGAGGCAAGCUCUGGGCCGGUUUGGCAACGUACUGGAUCACUAAAGGCAAUUUCGAGAAGGCACGGGAUGUCUUUGAGGAGGGAAUCACUACUGUGAUGACAGUCCGUGAUUUCACUCUAAUCUUUGACUCCUACGUCGAAUUCGAGGAGUCUAUCAUUGGCAGUUUGAUGGAAGGCGCGGCAGUUCGGUCUGAAAAGGGCAAGGUUGACGAGGAAGCCGACUUUGACCUUGAUCUCCGUAUGCUGCGAUUUGAGCAGUUGAUGGAUCGCAGACCAUUCCUGGUGAAUGAUGUUCUCCUACGACAGAACCCACACAACGUCAUUGAAUGGGAAAAGAGAGUGGCACUCUGGGGUGAUAACAAGCAAGAAGCUGUUCAAACAUACACAGCUGCCAUUGCAGCAAUUGGUCCCAAAAAAGCGCAUGGAAAAUUCUCCGAGCUUUGGGUCAAUUAUGCCAAGCUCUACGAAAACGGUGGGGACCUGGCUACCGCACGAGUCAUUUUCGACAAGGCUGUCAAGGUUCCAUUCAAGUCAGUUGCCGAACUGGCGGAGACAUGGUGUGAAUGGGCUGAAAUGGAGCUGCGCGCCGAAAACUUCGACAAAGCAGUCAGCAUCAUGGCGAAGGCGACACAGGCUCCCAAGAAGUCAACCGUGGACUACUUUGAUGAGACCCUUUCCCCACAGCAACGAAUCCACAAGAGCUGGAAGUUGUGGAGUUUCUAUGUCGAUCUCGUCGAGAGUGUUUCGUCCCUGGACGAGACCAAAAAGGUAUACGAGCGAAUCUUCGAACUUCGGAUUGCCACACCUCAAACUGUCGUCAACUACGCCAACCUCUUGGAAGAGAACAAAUACUUCGAAGAGUCCUUCAAGGUGUACGAGCGAGGAUUGGAUCUUUUCAUGUAUCCCGUUGCGUUCGAGCUUUGGAACUUGUACUUGACUAAGGCUGUAGACCGGAAGAUUGGCAUUGAGCGCCUUCGGGACUUGUUUGAGCAAUCCUUGGAAGCAUGCCCGCCGAAGUUCGCCAAGCCGUUAUACCUGAUGUACGGAAAUCUGGAAGAAGAGCGAGGUCUCGCACGACACGCAAUGCGGAUUUACGAACGUGCUACUCGUGCUGUGUCCGACGAGGACCGAUUCGAGAUGUUCGAAUUCUACAUCACAAAGUCGGCCUCCAACUUUGGUCUCACAUCCACAAGACCGAUUUACGAGCGCGCCAUUGCCGCCUUGCCCGACCAGGAGGCAAAGGAAAUGUGUCUCAAAUUCGCCGAGAUGGAACGACGACUUGGCGAGAUCGAUCGUGCCCGUGCAAUCUACGGCCACGGAUCUCAAUUCUGCGAUCCCCGGAUCAAUGCUCCCUUCUGGCAGAAGUACGAGGAUUUCGAAGUUAAACACGGAAACGAAGAUACCUUCAGAGAGAUGCUCCGCAUCAAGAGAAGUGUACAGGCUCAAUACAACACCGAUGUCAACUUCAUUGCAUCCCAGGCCAUCGCUAGAAGCCAACAGCAACCUCAGGCCGGCGAAGGCGAUGAGAACCAAGCAAACCUUGAUGCCAUGGCCGAAUUGGAACGUCAAGCUCGCGCCCCUGUGGGCUUCGUCGCUGCUAGCAGCGGUCCAGAGGGAGGCAACCGACCCCCACCCGCAGGCCAGGAACCAGCUGCAGCAGCAGCAGCCAACCCUGAUGCUAUCGAUCUUGAUAUGGACGAGGACUAG
This is a messenger RNA of Penicillium soppii, 2529 nucleotides long. RefSeq names its product mRNA splicing protein SYF1. Gene Ontology annotation, biological process: mRNA splicing, via spliceosome; generation of catalytic spliceosome for first transesterification step. The record is from RefSeq and is a predicted model, not a curated record. The transcript is spliced from 5 exons. Lineage: Eukaryota; Fungi; Ascomycota; Eurotiomycetes; Eurotiales; Aspergillaceae. Gene Ontology annotation, molecular function: protein binding. Gene Ontology annotation, cellular component: U2-type catalytic step 2 spliceosome; Prp19 complex; post-mRNA release spliceosomal complex. Bases 1 to 2529 code for a protein of 842 amino acids.